Anolis carolinensis (green anole) is the source of this 6375-nucleotide messenger RNA. RefSeq names its product cardiotrophin-2. Lineage: Eukaryota; Metazoa; Chordata; Lepidosauria; Squamata; Anolidae. Gene Ontology annotation, cellular component: extracellular region. Bases 1277 to 1900 code for a protein of 207 amino acids. The record is from RefSeq and is a predicted model, not a curated record. The transcript is spliced from 3 exons. Gene Ontology annotation, biological process: positive regulation of tyrosine phosphorylation of STAT protein; cell surface receptor signaling pathway. Gene Ontology annotation, molecular function: cytokine activity.
AAACUUUGCUAGGUCUUACUUUCGGGGGGGGGACUUAUAUUUAGCAAUUCAGCAAAACUUAUACCAGGUCUUAUUUUCUGGGGAUGUCUUAUUUUAGGGGAAACAGGGUACUUGCUGGGCCAAAAGUCGAUUGUGGGAUAGAGAGGAGGAGUUGCUACAAUACGUGGGACGUUGAAGUGUCCACCUACACAGGUCCAAGGGCAUAUCUUUGUCAGGGCUUCACAGCAUGAAGAGUGGACUUUGGGGCUUCAGCUCCCAAAAUUCCCAUAGCCAGACAUGAUGGGGGUUGUAGUAUCCUGGUCCCCACCAAAAAACCCUUUCCCCCAGACUUUGCUAAUGGUGUCCUUUCUAAAUUGCACCAGGUUGCCAAAUAGUUCCCCUGGUAAAAUGAUGUUCCGUUUGGUUGGAUUCCUAAAGUUGCCAGGCUGAAAUUUUAAGUGAUUGUGUAAAUUAGGGAAGUUCAUUUACUGUUCCUUGUUAUAAGUGCUGAACAUAAUUGGCUGAAAUUUCCUCUUCUACACAAGCCUGAAAAGUCCAGGAGCCCUCUUUGGUGUUUAAGCUGGCAUCCUUUGGUUUUUGCCAGACAGAACAUCAUUCUCCCAGUGGGACCAGCAUCAUCCUGGCUGUUUGACAACUCUGAGCAAUUUAGAAAGGAAAUGCCCUCUUGUCUCAUGUGCUGUUCAGCCCUCCUCCUCCUCCUCCUCCUGCCGUGUCUUUUCUUUUCUCCUUUCCCCUAUUCAGGAAAUUAAGCACAUUUCACAAUCGGCCCCACCUCUCCCCGCCUUCCCUUGCAUCUCUUUUUCGCUCCCCCCCAGUUAGUGUUUUUUCUUAGGAACAAGAGAGUCCAGGAAAUGGUCCUAUGACUUUUUCCCCCUUUCCCCCUCUCUUCCCCUUUCUUGGGAGGAGGUGUUUACCACAGAGGGGAGGGGAGGGAGGCUGGGAAUAAGAAGAUGGGGUUAAUACCUCAGCUGCCUAUAAAGGGCCGGGUCAGUGGGGUUCCUGUGACAGACAGAGCAGCAGCAGCACCAAGAGGCUCAGGGCAAAAGGAGGGACUGCCGGGGAGCAGCCCUUUAUGGGCACAGAGAGAGCCAGAGAGAGGGCACCCGGGGCCACCAUCCCAAUUGCCUCCACUUGGGGGCGACAGAGACAAGUCACCAGGAAUCCCCAACAGCAUCCAAAUAGGAGCAGAAAUACCUCCAUCAGUCAUUAGGGGGUGACAAAAGGGACCCCAAACUAAAGUUUCUAAACUUCACUCAGAUUUUCAGCUCCAGUAGCCAUGAGUCUUUCUUUGGUCAGCAGACUCUUUGUAAUUUCGGCUGUCUUCGUCCAUGUUGCUUCUUCUGAGCCUGAGCCUUCUGUCAACAGCAUCAUUAGCCGGACUUACCAGCUGCUCCAAAGCAUGAAGGAAAACACCACCAUCCUUCUCAACACCUAUCGGAGUCACCAAGGGAGCCCAUUUACCGAUCCCGAUUUCAAAGGUUUCAACUAUUCCAUGCACUACAAGAAAGUGCCAUUGCCCUCCAGCAAUUUCCCAGAAUGGAGUAAUCUGUCUGACAUAAAGCGCCUGGAGAAGAACUACCAAGCUUACCAUAACUACUUGGGGUUAAUGAAGCUGGUCUGGGAGGACCAGUCUGAGUUGAACCCUGACAAAGGGGAACUGCUGAAAAUGUUGAAACUGACCCAGAAACGUAUCCAAGGCCUGCUCAGCAAUUUGACCGCCAUCAUUUCUGCCUUGGGUGGACCAUCAGCCCCUGUUAAGGAUCCACCCGUUCCGGACUUGGUUGGAAACAACAACUUUGAGAAGAAAGAACUGGGAUACGUUGUGUGCUUCUGGUACAGAGUGUGGGUGGAGAGGACGCUGCGGGACUUCAACUUCCUAAGAAGGAAAUAUCCAAGUUAACGCUUCCUCUAGGAGUCAAAAGGAUGGCACUCAUGCCCAAUACCUUCCUGGAAACCUCUCAGGGAAAUGAACCAAAGACAGAUGGAGACAGGAUUGGACAUGUUUCAUGCAAAUUUACCUAUUUAUUUUCAGAGCUGAGCUCUGAAAGCUUCUCAUGCUGCAAGAUCUCAGUAGAAACCGGUGGCUUGUUUACCUGCCCCGGUGCUGUUUUUCAUCUGUUACAUGUCUUAAGUCAUCUUCCAGAUCCUGGAACAUUUUGGCUUUUACCUUAUUUUUUAUAUUUAUGUAUUAUAAUAUGUAUUUAAAGAUUAUACAGAAAAAUGCAUGAAUUUAUACAUGUGAAAAUAUGUACAGGAUCAGAUCUUGGGGAGAAAAAAAUACAGAAUGGGGGAUCCAGAAAGCACUUUUUCCAAGAUUCGACCAUGUACUUAUUUUCACCUGUAUACAUUUGUGUGAAAAUGUAAGUUGUCUGUUACAUCUGGUUAGCCAGUAAUCAACUAGAAUUUUUUUAACACAGCUCAAUGUUGUGGGAUUUUGGGAUUUGUAGUUUUGUUUGAUAUCACCGUUUUUUGUCAAAGGGUUCUGGUGCUUCGCCAAACUACAACUCCCAUGAGUUAAGGACCAGGGUCUCAAUGCUAUGGUAUUAUGGGAGUUGCAGUUUUACAAGGUCUUUAGUCUUCUCUAAUGGCUGCUGAUGCCACAACAAACUACAAUCCCUACGAUCCCAUAUCAUUGAGUUAAAGUCCAGAGUCACACAACUCAAUGCAGUUAAAGCCCAGGGUAUUAGAGUUAAUUUUUUCUUUCAUGUCAGGAGCGACUUGAGAAACUGCUCAAUGCUAUGGUAUCAUGGGAGUUUCAGUUUUACAAGGUCUUUAGUCUUCUCUAAUGGCUAUUGAUGCUGCAACAAACUGGAAUCCCUACGAUUCCAUAUCAUUGCGUUAAAGUCCAUGGUCACACAAGUCAAUGCAGUUAAAGCCCAGGGUGACACAGGUUAAUAUUAUAGUAUCAUGGGAGUUGCAGUUUUACAAGGUCUUUAGUAUUCUCUAAUGGCUGUUGAUGCCACAACAAACUAUAAUCACUACGAUUCCAUAUCAUUGAGUUAAAGUCCAGAGUCACACAAGUCAGUGCAGUUAAAGCCCAGGGUGGCACAUCUCAAUGCUAUGGCAUCAUGAGAGUUGUAGUUUUACAAGGUCUUUCACCUUCUCUGUCAAAUAGUGGUGGUGCUGUAACAAAGUACAAAUUCCAGGAUUGCAUAGGCUGCAUUAUGCUGACCCUUCCUUUACAAAGGUUACACAGAUAGCACUUAUGGAUGUUUUGUUUAGUUAUCCAGUUGUAUUUGAGCACUGAUAGACUGAUAGCUGUACUAUUAGACUUUAAGAAAGUAUGGUAAGUAGGAAAAGCAGGGAUACUUUGAAUGCUGCUGGAAAGAAAGCCAACUCUGUGAACUAGCAGUAUGGAGGAUGGCCUGAUCUCUCCUCCAUCAUCUAUCAAACUGACCAUUUCAUUACUUCUGGGACAGUUCCCUUACCAACUUUUAAAAGAAAUAUGAGUAACAACCCAACAUUGGGAAUUGACGCCUGGGUUUGCGUUCUUUCUCUUCCCUUGUUAUCCCUUUUUUGGAUGCAAUACCUUUUAGAUUGUAAAUCUGGGACAGGAACACUUUUCUUGCUCUUUAUAGGCUGCUCUGGGAAUCUUUUGGAAAAAGGGAAUAAUAAUAAUAAUAAUAAUAAUAAUAAUAAUAAUAAUAAUAAUAAUAAUAAUAAUUUAUGUCAUAGAGAAGUUUACAUGGAUUAUUUAUAUGCUAUUUAAUGUGGGACAGUGGGAUGUAAUUUAUUCUGUGUUUCGGAUGUUCUGCAACGCUCUGGAGUUUGUAGAAGAUUUCAGAAGAACUACCAGGCAGAAGACGCUUCCAGGAAAUAUACAGAAAUUAUGAAUUUCCUGGAACAGUCUGACCUCUGAAAGCCUGAGUGGACAUCUUUUUAUUUCCUCUUUUAUAGAACCCUACUUUGCUCAUCGGAAUCAUUUCUUAUCAUCUCUCCUCCCUUCCGCCUUUCUUUUUCUUAUUCAACCUCUUCCUCUUUAAUUUACCCUUUCUCCCUUUUCUAAAGACCACCCCUUUCCGUAUCGCCCAGGCAUGGGCUGAAGUUUGCCCAUGCCUUGUAUAGUCCAUACCUUAUUUUAUUUAAAUACUGGGGUUUUGUAAAAGUUAAAAAUAGUACCUGUGUUUGGUACUGUUUCCAUACCUAUGUUUGGUACUUUAUGGUACUGUAUGUGUGUUUUUUUUAAUUUGAAAAAUGGUAUAUUUUGGUACUUAUGCUUUUUGUAGGGUUUCAACUAACUUGUGUAAAUGGGACUUUAUUUUGUAUAAUAAAAACCAUCUCAUUAAAAACAGCAACAAUGUGUUAGGCUUGUUUGUGAAAGCAUAGGAGUUCAAGCAACGGGGGCGGAUAUUUAUUUAUCAUGUCAGAAGCGAAUUGAGGGUACAGUUAUAAUGUAUUUAAAAACACAAACAAAGUUAAAAACUUGGCAUUAUAUUAAAUGUCCUUUGACCAGAAGCUGGCCACAUGGAGUACCUCUGGUGUCUCUGUAAGAAGGUUCUUCAUUGUGAACAUGGCAAGGCUCAGGUUGCAUUGUAGUUGGUGGUCUGUGGUUUGCUCUUCUCCACACUCAAAUGUCGUGGACUCCACGUUGCAGUCCCAUUUCUUAAGGUUAGCUCUGCAUCUUGUGGUGCCAGAGCGUAGCCUGUUCAGCGCCUUCCAGGUCACCCAGUCUUCUGUGUGCCCAGGAGGGAGUUUCUCAUCUGGUCUCAGCCACAGAUUGAGGUUCCAGGUUUUAGCCUGCCACUUUUGGACUCUCACUUGCUGAAAUAUUCCUAUGAGUGUCUCUGUAGAUCUUAGGAAAAUAUUUCUUGAUUCAAGGCAUUGGCGUGCUGGCUGAUAUCCGAACAGAGGAUGGGCCAGAGAUGUCACAGCCUUGGACCUUUCAUUACUGGCUGCUACUUCCCGACGGAUGUCAGGUGGUGCAAUAUCAGCUAAACAGUAUAAUUACCCCAGUGGUGUGGGGCGUAGACAUCCUGUGAUAAUGCAGCAUGUCUCAUUAAGGACCACGUCCACUGUUUUAACAUGGUGAGAUGUGUUCCACGCUGGGCAUGCAUCUUCAGCAGCAGAGUAGCAAAGCGCAAGAGCAGAUGUUUUCACUGUGUCUGUUUGUGAUCAUCAGGUUGUGCCAGUCAGCCUUCAUACAAUGUUAUUUCUAGCACCCACCUUUUGCUUGGUAGUCAAGCAGUGCUUCUUGUAAGUCAGAGCACGGUACAGGGUAACUCCUAGGUAUUUUUUGGUGUGCUGCUAUGCUCCAAUGGGAUUCCUUCCCAGAUAAUUCUCGAGAUGCUUGUCUGUUCUUAAGGUGAAAAACACACGUCUGUGUUUCAGAUGGACUAGGAAUCAACUGGUUUUCCCUGUAAUAGGCAGCAAAAGCACCUAAAGCAACGGGGGCUGGAUGAUCUUCGCAGAAUUCGGCCAGAAAAGGGAACCAAAUCCAUUGUGAAACUGACAGACUCUGAGAGAGCGACCUGAAGUCACUUAAUAAUGUAGAUUUACUGCUGAAGUCUCAGAUCUUGGAGUUGGACUUUCUUCCCCAGUUCUUAGAGCUAUGGAGAGGUUAUCAGAGGACAAGAGCCUCAUGUCUUGGGGGUUAGCAGGAUGUGUUAGGAAAUGCAGGGUGGCCCCCGUGUCACAAGGAAACAGGAACCGUGGCCAUUGAAAUGAAUAGCUUUGGUCGAAGGUUGCCAUAGAGUUGUCCCAGAAAAUUCCUAAAGAGUGAGAUGCUAUAUCUUCCCAACAUGACACUAAGGUAUUUGCCAUGUCCUCCAACACAACUUUAUAGUUACUUCCAGCAGUAAUGCAAAGUAACAGAAACCACAAGAGAUUUUUUAUUUAUUUAUCGUGUCAGAAGUGAACUGAGGAUGCAGUUAUAAUGUAUUUAAAAACACAAAGUUUAAAACUUGGCAUUAAAUUAAAUGUCCUUUGACCAGUAGCUGGCCACUUGGAGUGCCUCUGAUGUUGCUGUGAGAAGGUUCUCCAUUGUGCAUGUGGCAGGGCUCAGGCUGCAUUGUAAUCGGUGGUCUUUGGUUUGCUCUUCUCCACACUCAAAUGUCGCAGAAAGGAAGAAACGAGUGUGGCCACAGAUGAAAUAACCAACCAUUAGAGAAAGAUAGAUCCAUUUCGCCAGAGAUGUGGAAGUCAAACCACCGAUAUUUUAAACUUGUUUUGUGAUUCAAUGUAUUUGUUAUUCUUGUUGAUUUUUUUUCUUUUUUCUUUCUCUUUCCCCCCCCCUUUUUUUUUCUUUUCUUUUUCUCUCUUUUCUUCUUUUCUCCUUGUAGGUUUUCCUUUCCCUAGUAUAUCUGUGUGCACAAUCUUUAUGUAUAUAUGUACACUAAUAUGUCAAAACUUAAUAAAAAAGAUUUGAUAAAAAAAAAA